CUCAGUGAGUCUGCUGGGUGAGAUCAUUACCAGACACCAGGCUCCGGGACCUGACAUUCACCGAUCAGCAAGGCUGAGCGAGAGAGCGAGAGAGAGGGAGAGAAAACUCCCCGAUUCCGAUGCAACCGGCACCGUCCCCUGCCUCCGCGCCUCGGCUCCUCUGACGGCUCAACGCGCCGCUGACAUUUCCCCGCUGGAUCUUUUUUUAGAGGGGGGGGCUUGUAGUCGGAUGCGGGCUUGUUUUGACUGCAGUAAUAGUGCUACUCACCCCCUCCUCCUCCUCUUUCUCCUCCUCCUCCUACCGACCGAGUAGCGGAUUUGCGAAGGGAUCUCGGCGCCGAGUGACCAGCGAUCCUGCAAGACGCACGGGAGAGGGACGCACGGUGCGCGGCUCUCCACCACACCACCACCACCACUCCAGGACGCAGGAGCCUCCACCGCAUCUCGUUUCUGCCAGGAAUCGGACAUAAGCGCCAAGUUUCCGAUUGGAUUUUCCUCUCCGCCUCCGGUGCGACUACCUUGCUUCUGUCAUCAGAUCGGCUGCAAAUCCUAUUUUCGCUUUUUUUCCCCCCCUCCCUCCCUUCUCCUCUCUUUUUCCCAACCACGAUUGACGCCAUUUUCCUCGGGGGUUUCUGUCAAAUAUAAGUAUCUAUAUUUAUAUAUAUAUAGUGUUUUGGCACCGAUUGACAGCUCCACGGGAGGCUGUCAUCCCAUCCGUCGCCUGCGUAAAGUGUGUCCAAAUGGAUUGUAAAUGAUCUUGAUAAAAUAUUUACACGUCAGAGCCGAGUGUGUGACAACAUUAGACAUGGAUUGUCCCUGGCUUCGCUGCGUUCCAGUGGGACAACCGACCCAACCCCAGUAGCUGAUUGAUAACAGCCAACCCGUCGGACAGACUACUGUUCUCAAUCUUUCUUUUGGCUGGCCGCCACAGCUUCCCCCCAUCCUGACUGGCUCUGGCUGGAGCGUGGAUGGAGCCAAGGGAUCUGGUUGGCUCGGCCCGACCCAAAGAGGUGGAGUUACAGGGUGGCAGGGUGGGGCCAAAUGAAGAGGACCGGGAUGGAGCACGAGGAGCACACGGCCUGGUGUGUGGUGAUGAUGUGAUUAACGGUGCCGCCAGUGAAGGGGAGGGGCUUGAGGAACAGGGGGAGGGGCUUCUGGAGGAGCAGGAGUUCUCCAUCAAGGAGGCGAGUUUCCAGGAAGGAAGUCUAAAGCUGAAGAUCCAGACCACCAAGCGCACCAAGAAGCCCCCCAAGAGCCUUGAGAACUACAUUUGCCCGCCGGAGAUCAGGAUGACCAUCAGGCCUCCAGCUGGAGAGGGCAAAGCGGGGCGGCGAGGGGGAGCAGGGCGGGGCCAGAAGGACGAAGAGAGAGGUCCCCCCAGAAAAAGGACAUACGAGCGCCAGUUCAGAAUCCCUGAGCAGCGAGAGGGAGGCCUGCUGCAACUACUGGGAGAUCACACUCCGCCCAAACACCAGCUUCGCAGCUCCCUCCUUCCUGCACACGCACUCACACACCCACAGCAAACACAGCAAGCCCUCACGCAACAAUUCCAGCAUACACACCAACACCAAAUCAGUCGAGACUGGAUCACGUCUACAGCACCUUCUGCGUCCCCAGCAAAUCCUGCAGAUUCUGAGCCAGCCAGAGAGCUGUCAGGAGCCGGUAGGACCACUUUGCUCGAUCCCAACCAACCCUUCUUACGAAUGGCGACACAGAGCCCCUCGCCUCAGAGAUCCCUGACUCCAGACCUGCAGUUGCCAGUGGUUACAGAUGCCAGUAUUCUCAACCUGACGUCUCUCAGCAGGGGGAGGGGUUUGCAAGAGGUCAGCGAACAGCUCUUUGGGAACAUCAAGAGAAAGUACGGGAGGAAAGACUCCCAGAGGAUGCUCUGUAACCCCCACAGUGCUGAUUCACCAUGGGGAAGACAGACAGAGAAGGGGUCGGAGAGCCCAUCUCAUUCAGAAGAGAGGCAGAAGUACAGGCAGGAGGAGACAGCUGAGCGGUUCCACGAAGAAAGAGAGGAAAGGAGAAAAGAGGACAGGGAGCGAGCAGUUGCUGGGAGGAAAGGAGAUGAAGAAGACAGAGGGAUGCACAUGCUGACAGAGGAAGGGAAAGGAAGAAAGAGGCGGAGGAGGCCUUCUUUUGACAAGUCAUUUUCUGUAGUGGAGCAGACACAACGGCAAGACACUGACUCUGCAGACAAGCACCAGCCAGGGCCCCCAGAACCCAAAGUAGCACAUAAGAUGGAGACUCACAAAAAUGAUUCUCGUCUCACAAGUCAAGCUGAUGUCAGUGGAGAGAGGGUGGAAAAACUGGAGAGGGCAGAUAAAGGCGAUAAAAGAGAAAAAGGAGAGAGGGCAGAGAGAGGAGAGACGGUUACAGGCAGACCUGAACCAGAGUCAGCUCUCAGUGCAAACAGAAUGAAAAAGAACCCUGUGGGUCGUCCUAAAAUGAACACAGACAUCCUUAAACACAGAGAAUCUACUCACAAUCUUAUCAACAAACCCAUUCUUAACACAAACCUCAGACUCCCGAGCCCAAAUCCCAGCCCGAGCCCCAGGGGUAGCAUCAGUCCUAGCCCCAGCCCUAAAUCCAGACCUAACAUCAGCCCCAGCCCGAGCCCUAGACCCAGGAUGGCCCUGAGUCCUAGCCCCAGCCACAGCACCAGCUCCACAGCCAGUUCCAGACCAACCAAGGCCAAGGACAGAUGGUCCUACCUGAAAGCUAAAAGCCAUGCCAGCCUCGCGUCACCCCAGAGAGACAACCGGGUUUGCCCGUCGACCCUAACAGACCCACCUUCAGCCUUUCCCAUCACCCCCUCUAGCCCCCUUUACACCAACACUGACAGCCUGACCGUCCACACGCCCAUCAAGAGGAAACGAGGGCGCCCCAAGAAGCAGCCACUCCUGACAGUGGAGACCAUCCAUGAGGGCACGUCCACAUCUCCUCCAAGUCCACUGGCACAGGAAACAUCAGCAGGGCUAAAUAGUAGGAAGAAGAUGCACACAAUGAACACAUUAGUCCAAAUGGCAUCUGCGACCACCAGUGCCAACUCUAACAGUCUGAAACUGAAGCGUGGUAGGGGCCAUUGCAGGCCAGUGAAUAAGAUAAAGCUUGGGAAAAUGCAGAGCAUCCUGAAUGAGAUCCUUUCAGGUUCCGGUCAGAAUGGCAGUCUGCCUCUGAAGUCAUCUUCUGCCCCUGUUACCUCAGCAAUGAGCGCCAUGGCAUCCACCAUUGAGGCUCGACUGGGGAAACAGAUAAAUGUCAGCAAGAGAGGAACCAUCUACAUCGGUAAGAAGAGAGGGCGAAAACCUAGAGCAGAAACCCAAGGCUCCAACCCUAACAAAACCACUAGGGACAAGCUUCCGCUGUCUGUCUCCACAGCCAGUCUCUAUGAAAGCCCUGUAGUGCCUUCCACCAUGUCUCCCAGCUCCAGUGCUACAUCCAUAAGAGCCAGCCACCCAGAUACCACCAUGCCCAGUUUGCAGCCCAUCUCAGCCCUGACCUCCAAGCUGCCAAGCAGGGGCUUCCUCUCAGGAGGGUGGAAACUCUCUCCACCACGCCUUCUGGCAAAUUCACCCUCCCACCUGUCAGAGGUGGCGUCAGUGAAGGAGGUGACCCUGUCUCCCAUCAGUGAGUCCCACAGUGAGGAAACGAUUCCCAGUGACAGUGGGAUUGGGACAGAUAACAACAGCACCUCAGAUCAAACUGAGAAGGGUCCCGCCUCAAGACGCAGGUACUCAUUUGAUCUGUGUGGGUUUGAGGCUGUGGAGGCAGCAGCUCUGGAAGCAUCUAACAGGGGCAGCAGAACACGCUGUGAACGACAAGUUACUGCGGUCGACAACUUCCUGUCACAGCAGGAAAAAAAGCAAAAACAUCAUCGGCGGAAGAGGAAGUGCCUACAGAGCCGGGAUCAUCUUGACUUUCUCUCUGAACUGGAGGAGGUUGUGGUGAAGCUCCAGCAGCUCCGAGUGUCUCACAGACGAUACACCUGCUACCCACAGCAGCCAUAUCCCUCCAUCUUCCGCCUCAACUUCCAUCAUUACUACCCAGUUACCUAUGACUCCUACCCCUGCGAUUCCAGCGCAUACCUCCGCAGGAGUGCCGAUCUGAAGGCAAAGAGGAGACGCGGCCGUCCAGCCAAAGCCAGCGAGCCAAUCACAUCGAAGCUGCCUUUUGUUCAAGGAUAUAGUUAUCCGCUGGCAGGGGGAAAUUACUAUGCAGCACCGUACGCGAUGCCUUAUGCACCUCCUCUGAGUCUGGGCUACUUUCCCCCUGCUCCACAAUUUUACCUGCCCCACCAUUCGCUAGGACCUGCACCUCCAUCUCCCUUCAUGAGGCCUGCUGUCCCCCCUCCCAAGGCUUUCCACUCCAGUGGACACGCCAAGCUCCAGGCAGGGGCCAAGCUUCGCAGCACUAGUGGGCCACUCCAAGGGCCCUCUGUAAGGGGAGAGGGCCUUGGCUCCCUGGGCAGUGGCAGUGCAGGUGGUCUUGCGGGGGUUCGUCUCCAUAAGAGGAAACACAAGCACAAACAUAAGCACAAAGAUGAACCCCUCCUUUCACCGCGAGACCGGCAGGAGUUGGGCGGGCUCUUCAGUGGAGCGAAGACCACUGCACGUCUCAGCAUGCUGAGUGACAGGAGGGACUUGUCCAGUCAGGGGUCUGCAAAGCAUCUAGAGAAGCAGAGGGGCAUCAGUAGAAGCUCAAGCCUGGGAUCCAGCUUAGGGAUGUUUGAGUCAGACCAGCUGUCCACACACUCUCUCGCUGACAGCCAGUUACACUCCCGUCAGACUGGACAGCCUAUAAACAGCUUCAUGAGCAGCUAUAGCAGCCAAUCGCAGCGAUCAGAGUCCGCCUCUGAUCUCUUUUUGGGGUCACGGGAGGACGAGUGCGGUGGGAGGAGCAGGAAGACGAGGCUCGCUGUGUUUGGAGAUCAGGGCUUAAUGUCAUUCCAAACUGCCAGGCAGGAGCCAGGACAGAUGAACAAGUGUUCCAGUCCCCCCCUCACUGGUGUUCCCAGUAAACGGAGGUAUAAACGCCGUGAGGUGGAACAGAUCCAGAAGGACGUCAGGAGAAUGCAUUCUUUGAACUUUGAGCAUGUGCAGAAGAUCCUCCGUGCCAAGCGCCUACAGCGACAAGCUAAAACAGGAAAUAAUGUCGUCAAGAGACGGCCCGGACGGCCCCGAAAGCAACCCCUAGAGGAAUCGGAGCCGACCGGUAGAAGGGAGGAGGAUCGGGCGGAUGGUCGGAGUUUGGACAUGUUGGCAAGUAGGAGAGGUGAUGGGAGGACCCUGGGGAUGCCUGUCCUGGAGAGGUGUGAUGACCUGCCAGGAAGGCAGAGCCACAGGCCAAACAUGGCCCCUGAGCCUCUGGAGUUCUCCAACCACGAUUCCAUCUCAGCAACGAUUGAGACGGUGGUGCAUCAAGCUCGGUCGCUGGCUCUGCUGGCCAAAGGGACGAAACGCAGAGGCAGGGGCCACAGCAGGGAUGAACUAUGGGAUCCGUCCAGUCAAUAGACCUGCAGGAAAGAGCACGGAGAGCAGUUAGCGGAGUCUGUGCUGUUUCAAGCCUAUCAGAUGCAGUGUUAUCUUGAUUGUGGGACUCCUCUGUGCACUUUGACUUGUUUGUUCUCUCGGACUUGAGGACUACAGUGGGUCAGCGGAGGAGCAAGAGGAGGGAACACUUCUGGGGCCAUCCUUCUGUCGGCUGAAACCCACCAGAAGAUGAGCCUUUCAAGGAUUCAUUGGACCUUCAUUUACAAUGGCACUAUAUGGUACUAUUUGAUACUGAAUCUGAUGCUAUAAAAGUGUGUGGUACUUAUGAUAGAGUAGGAUAUUAUGUGAUUCUUUAUGUAUCUGAUACAGUGACGUGUAUGGUACUUUAUGAUACUGUAUCUGAAUUGUGGCUUUAGCCAUAUAUUUACCAGCAAGGGGAGGGGGAAUGGUUAAUAUAAAACUGUGCAGCUCUGCUUAUUUUUGCCUUUCUGAGGAAGCUUGUCAAAGAAGUGGAAUAAUACAGCAGUAAUUAAGCCACCUUACCCUGUUACCUAUCCCUGUUUUUGCUCCCCUUAUACCGUGAACCUAUACCUUAUUUGUUUUCCUGCUCUCUGUGAGAAGUACUCGUACUUCCUGGCAGCUCCUCACCCCUGGUCCCUGUCCCUGCUUGACUCUCACCACAAUUCUUUAGCCCUCCCUGGUGCCUGCUGCUCGACUCCAUCUCCCUUUGUCCUCUCGUCUGCUCCCAAUCAUGUUUUGCAUCUCCCAUUGCUUGUGCUCCCUCAGCAUACCCCCCCCCCCCCACCCCCCGUCUCAUUUGUUUCUCCCUCCCUGCUCAGGCCUGUCCUGGGCAGUGACAUAAAGGCAAUAUGGUGGAUGAGACUGUCCCGGACUGUACAUAGAAACAAAGUCCACUGUUGCCUGCCUUGUACAAUGGGAAACCAGCUCAUAGACAUGUACUGGCAUACAGUAUAUCAAAUAGAAUUGUUGUACCAUAGACAAUGAAAGUUGUGUAUUGUUUUAUAACCAAAAACAGACGUGGGUGCGACUCAAGACAAGUUUGUUUUCAGACAGAAGGAACCGCAUGUAUUCAUUCAUACACUCGUACAUUAUUUUGUUUAUAUCCAGGGGGCAUUGCAUACAGGAGGAAUAUCAGGUGUGUUUUCGGUAAACCUUAAAAUUGGUUUAAUGCACUAUGAAAAAAACCAUACACUUGCAUCAAUCAAAUGCAGCACUUACAUGCUUGUUCCAGCCUUAUGUUUUGGCCUUCAAUGGUGUGGACGUCCAUUCCAGAGAGCAUGCAUUAUUUUAAUCAAUUUGUAUAUGCAGGCUGCGCAGCCAAAAGCGUCAAACCCAAGCCCCGGUCUGAAACGUGAUUGGACAGUUCAGCAGAAGUGGGCUCUCAGUCAGUGUUUUGAAAAGUUAAUCCCAGUCUUUCUACUUAACAUGAUUUUCAAUCCAUAUCCCUGGAAAUAUUUUUGGAAAGUAAAAUCUAGUGUUUAGGUUUAGAAACCAAAGUCUCAGUAUUCAGUGUAAGGAUGUUUUAUUUCAAAAUAAUCCGAGUUUAACAAACUCUCCACCGUGUUGGCACCAAUGUAAAGCAUUCCUUCGUGCACUCUAGAAUGUAGCCAUCUUGGAUUUUGUGUCAAUAUGUUGAACAUUUGUUAAACUCUAUCUACAGUAUAUGUGGCUUUGGGUAGUGGUUGGUAUUUUCUCAAAAAAGUAUUUCAGAAUAUAAAGCAAUGGAUCAGUGUUUCUGUCAAAGUUUGGUUUCAGGAGAUUCUGCUUUCUUUCGGUGGGGUGGGACUCUCUGUUGCAGCAGUUCAACUUGUGCCUUAUGUUUCUUUCUCUCACCAAUUUACAUUUGACCCAAGAAAUAUCAAUGGGCAAAAGACUGCCCCAAGAAAUUGAACCAUAUAGAUAUAGAUAUAUAUAUAUAUAUAUAUACUCAUGAUUGUGCAUAUGACACAUGUGUCUUAGUCAUCAGAACCCUGACACUGCCCGUGUCCCUUCACAGCUUCCAUAGUCAGCAUCCUCUGUCACCGGACACCAAGUUGCAGCUGCCUUCUAGUUUUGUCGUCAUCGUAACAGAAGUAGAAGGGCUGGACUUGUGAAGAUAUCAUGAUAUUACUGUUUUAAAAUACAUCAUGUACUGACCUACAUGCAUUGUUGGAAGCAGAAAGGUCCACUGCAUCAGAUGUGUUGUCAUCCAGUGAUAUUGAUUCUACACAGUGUCCCAGAUAAUUAAAGAUCUUGUACUCUGCCCAACAUCCAACCAGUUUUAUAUGACAUAUAACUGUUAUAUACUUGGCAGAGGAGGAACAGAGGAGGUUGUCAUGGACACCACGUUCUCGUACAUUGUUGUUUGCUAUGCAUCAGGCCGUGCCUGGCAAUGACCUUAAGAGGAAUUUCUGUUCUGAGUCCACCCUUAGGCAAAGAGAAAUAAGUGGUCUUAUUUACUGAAUAAAAUGAAUUCAUGUAACAAGAGUUGUGAAUAAUACCAGUAAUAAUUUGUAAUAAGUUGUGCAGAAAGUGACUAUCAUUUCAUGGAAACUAUAGUUACUGCAGCUCUAUGCAGUACAGCCUUAACCAGAUGUAAAACUACAGUAUUGAAGUGUUUGUUGUAAAUAGUGUUAGUGCGUCCAUCCUGCAUGGAUAUCGGUUGGGCUCGGCUAUGCUGGGACUGUCUCCUAAAACCACAGUAGACCUCCUCUCUCUAUACAGACUGCCCAAAAAAACAUGUUGAAAUGAUGACCCCCAAAUUAUUUUCCUAUUCGACAAAUUCUGCUGUACAUUGACAUUCUUCAAAAUGCCUUCUCACACCUUUGAACAAUGUUUGGAGGAUACAAACCCCACUGUAGUGCAUUCGACCAAAAUAGGAAUCCCCACUGAUUUGCAGCUACUUUGCCUGCGGCCAGUUGGGGUAGCGCAGUAACAUGAAGAGUAAGCAAGAGGCUGUGUGCGUGUGUGUGUGUGUGUGUGUGUGUGUGUGCGUGUGCGUUUGUGUGAGUGUGUGUGUGUGUGUGUGUGCGUGUGUGUGGUGGGGGAGUUCUCAGAGGAAACAGCCAAAAAUACACUCGUCCUAACGUUAGUGUGCUUAACCUUGCUCGGCUAGAUGACUUUCAGUAGGUCGGCAGUCUGUUGUGGUGGAGAUGAGGUCUAGCUCUGUGGUCCAUGAGGUGUAGAGACUAAACGCUUGGCAGCUUACUCCUCCAUACUGUGGUCAGUCAGUGGUCUCUGAUGUAACAGUUAAAGACCCCAAGGUGUUGUCUGUCCUGUCCGUCUCUCCUUACCAGCCAAUGCUCCGGUGCCUUCUAACACUGACAAGUAUUGUCCCAAUCCAGAGCUUUCACUCCACACAGAGACUGCAGAGGGAAUGUGGCUGUGAGUAGGGUUCAAGGUCACUGUUGUUGUGUUGAGCAGCCAAUCUGGACCGGCGGCCACAGGCGGCCCCUCAACACUGACGCAAGGAUCUUUUCUUUUGUCUGUGGUGUGAGCGUCGAGAGCAGCGCAGCAGUGUUUGACCUUACACCAGACCCGUUCCCUACAGCAACCAGGAUGAGAUAUAAUGGCACCGAAAUUUUUAUCACCCCCCCCAUUCCCUGUGUAGCAUGCUGUGAUGAGUGUCCUACAAACGGGGUGAGGGGUCACGUGAGACAGAGCCUCAUAAAUGUACAUGUCGUCAUCCUCACAGCAUAUGUUACAGUUCUAAGCUAUAAUGUUGUUCAAAGCUGAAAGUGCAGACGAAGCAUUGAGAAAAACCAAUAAACGUACUUCUUUAGAGCACAAAGUGAGCUCUUCUAACAGUGUGGGCAUAUUUUAGUUUGUAUACAUAGUGUAUUUGAACCUUUUCUAGAGUGGGUUUCCUUUAUCUGCAUGCUCAACUUGAUUGUAUGCAUAAAUAUUUUAGACAAGCCGAAAGUUGAAUUUCAAUUGAAUUUGGAGCAAGACUUGUACAUUGUUUGAUAUGUUUCUUUUUGUAAUGAAUUUUUUAAUUCAUGAAGCAUUUUUGUACAUUGUAUGAAUAUUAAAAACUGCAAAUAUUUGACAUAUAGAGUAAAUACUAGAUGCGCAUGCAUAUGCAUAUAUCCUUCACAGUAUGUAUGUGUAAAUGUACACAUAUAUUUUGUAUUUGCAUUUGCUGGCAUACAGAUAUAUGUCUUAAGCACAUAUAUACAUGCAAUAUAUAUGUAUAUCCAUGUCCGCUGGCAUGCUUUUGGUCAUGUUUAUCUUCCAUGAUCUUGUAGGUUCAUUUUUUUGUUUCUUUGUUUUUUUUUUAUUUCUCUUUCCUGCAGAAAGAAAAGCUCAUUCUUUUGCUACCCUUCUGUUGGCUGGCAGCAUUGAGCACUUAUUAAGAAGAACUACAGUUGAAGUUGUUCAUGUUAUCCAUUGUGUGAAAUAAUAAAUGACUUUAUUGACAGCU
Messenger RNA from Hippoglossus stenolepis (Pacific halibut), 9918 nucleotides. It is a transcript of the gene setbp1, whose product is annotated as SET binding protein 1. The record is from RefSeq and is a predicted model, not a curated record. The transcript is spliced from 7 exons. Lineage: Eukaryota; Metazoa; Chordata; Actinopteri; Pleuronectiformes; Pleuronectidae. The coding region runs from base 969 to 5516 and encodes 1515 amino acids. Gene Ontology annotation, molecular function: DNA binding.